AUGUCUACUGUCGUUAAGGAACUUUCCUCAAUUUUUACAUUUAAAGACAUUAUAUGUUGGGCUGACUCCACUAUUGCUUUACAUUGGAUAAAUAACACUAAAAAAGUUUAUCGUACCUUUAUACAAAAACGUGUACGUAAAAUUCGAGAAGAUUUUGAUAUUACCCAUUGGAAAUAUGUAGACUCUCGUAAUAACCCAGCAGAUAUAGCUUCAAGAGGUACAGACAUAGUAGAUUUACAAAAUUGUAAACAUUGGUUUAAUGGACCUUUGUUCCUAUGUAACAACCUCAAUGAUUGGCCAAAAUUUGAUCUAGUAAAUCAACCUUUGAAUAUUGUUGAAGAAAUAUUAACUAAUAUUGUUGCAAGUGACACUUCUAAUAAUUUAAAUAUGGUUGACAUUAAAAAGCUUAAUAGCUAUACCCUUUUAUUACGUGUUACAGCUUUAGUAUUACGGUUCAUUAGACACCUCAAGAAGAAGAAAGCUAAAAAAAGUUUAAAACUAUCUCCUCUAGAUUCCUCAGAGAUUGAUUAUGCUUUAAAAAUUUGGAUACAAUAUACCCAACAAACUAUCACCAGUACAAAGAACUAUAAACAAACCCAACGUAAUCUAAAUCUACGUGAAGUUGAUGGUAUUAUACGUUGCUAUAUAUCAUACGUUGCCAUCAGAAAUGAAGUAUCUAUCCCCAUCUUCUUGCCACGCGAUUCAGAGUUUACUGAUUUAGUUAUUUACUACCAUCACUCGAUAGUCAUACAUAACGGUAUAAAAAAAACAUUAAACCAGCUACGCAGUAGGUUUUGGGUACCGAAAGCGAGAAAUUACAUCAAGAAACUUAUUCGGAAAUGUCACUUAUGCAAACGUUUUGAAGGGCUGCCUUACUCUUACCCCAGAGCACCGCCUUUACCAUUAAGCAGACUAAAUGAUGACCAUGCCUUUAAAUUUACAGGUGUGGACAAUGCAGGCUCUUUAUACAUUAAAACUAUAUAUGAAAGCAAUGAUUUAUUCAAAACUUGGAUUUUUUUAUAUCCCUGUUGUACUAGACGCUCUUUAUUUUUAGAUCUAGUUCCUGAUUCAUCAGCUGAAUCUUGUGUUCGUAGUUUACGACGGUUUAUAGCAAAACGAGGAGCACCUGGUGAAAUUACUUCCGACAAUGGCUCACAUUUUAUCUCUAAAGUCACUCAAGACUUUAUAUCAUCUCGUGGAAUAUCAUGGCAUUUCAACCCUCCCGCUGCACCGUGGUGGGGAGGAUACUUCGAAAGACUUGUUGCUUCAACAAAACGCUGUCUCCGCAAAGUAAUAGCAAAUGCACGCCUUACCUAUGAAGAGCUUUUAACUAUAUUAGCCGAAGUUGAAGCUGUCGUCAACAAUCGUCCGAUCACAUUUACAUACAAUAAACCUGGAGACACCCCAUUGACGCCAAAUCAUUUAUUAUAUGGGAGGACAUUAAACUUUUUAGCAAUUGAAGAUGACAAUAUAGAAUAUAACUUAAAUGCACGCAGCGCAUACAUUAGUAACAUUCUAAAUCACUAUUGGAAGCGAUGGAGAGAUGAAUAUGUUAUUAAGCUAAGAGAAUAUCACAAACAUAUUAAAGGAAAGGGAACAAAUCAAAUUGCAAUAAACGACUUGGUAUUAAUACACGAUCCUAAUAUUAAACGAGGGUUAUGGAAAACGGGAAUUGUUCAAAGACUAAUCAAAUCACAUGAUAAUCAAAUACGAAUAGCAGAAGUUAAGUAUAUUAGAAAUGGAAAAGAAAUUAUCAUUCAAAGACCUAUUAAUAGGCUGUACUUUUUAGAAGGUUCGCUUCGAAUGUCGAACGAAAAAAUAAUUAACGUGAAGUUCUGCGAUGAAAAUGACAUUAAACUCUUUGUAAAUAAUUAG
Molecule: messenger RNA, 1875 nt
Organism: Hydra vulgaris (swiftwater hydra)
Lineage: Eukaryota; Metazoa; Cnidaria; Hydrozoa; Anthoathecata; Hydridae
Biological process (GO): DNA integration
Molecular function (GO): nucleic acid binding
Source: RefSeq, a predicted model, not a curated record